ACUUCUCAGAGCAGGACACAGUAGCCAGCAGCUCUUUUUGCCAGUGGUCUGUGAACAUCUGUAGUCUACAAGCUUGCAACCAUGAGCUUCUCCUCUUAUUCCACUUACUCCACUAGAGCACAGCGUCCCUUUACCUUUAGCUCUCCAUUUGCAGGAGGCAACAGUACUGCUAGCGUCCAUGCUGGGGCAGGAGGCUCAGGAGCCCGGAUCUCUGUAUCCAGGGUAUCUACAGUAGGUUCAGGUUUUGGUGGUGGCUCCAGUGCUUUUGCAUCUGGAUCUAACUUUCUAGGGGGUGUUCAGAAUGAUAAGGAGACCAUGCAAGAUCUCAACGACCGUCUGGCAUCGUACUUGGAGAGGGUGCGCAGUCUUGAAGCAGAAAAUGAGAAACUAGAGGUGCAGAUUCGCCAACAUAUGGAAAAGAAGGGACCCUCCAAGGACUGGAGCCCAUACUUCAAAGUUCUGGAGGAACUGAGGAGACAGGUAUUUGACAGCACUGUUGAGAAUUCCCAACUGGUUCUGCAGAUUGACAACGCACGUCUCGCAGCUGACGACUUUAGAGUGAAGUAUGAGUCAGAGCUGGCUAUCCGACUGUCUGUGGAGUCUGAUAUUACUGGGCUACGUAAGGUCAUUGAUGAUACCAAUGUUUCCAGAUUGAACUUGGAGAAUGAGAUUGAGUCUCUAAAGGAAGAGCUGAUUUUCUUGAAGAAGAACCAUGAAGAUGAGGUCAAUCAACUCCAUGCUCAGAUAGCUGGUUCUGCAGUAACCGUGGAAGUGGAUUCCCCCAAAAGUCAAGACCUUGGUAAAAUUAUGGCAGACAUCCGGGCACAGUAUGAUGUACUGGCACAGAAGAACCGUGAAGAUGCAGAGAAGUGGUACCAGUCAAAGGUGGAGGAACAUACAGUACAAAUAACACAAGACAGUGAGGCUCUUCAUUCUGCAAAGACUACAGUAACAGAAAUAAGACGCAACCAACAGUCUCUAGAAAUUGAACUCGAGACUCUACGAAACCAGAAACUAAAUCUUGAAAAUUCUCUCCAUGACACUGAAUCUCGGUAUGCAAUGGAACUUGAGAUGCUAGGUGGCAGUGCCCAAUCUCUUGAGGCAGAGCUGACACAAAUACGCAAUGACUGCCAGAGACAGCAGCUUGAGUACCAGAGUCUACUCAACGCCAAACAAAGACUGGAGAACGAAAUCCAGACAUACAGACGUUUGCUUGAUGCAGAUGAUUUUGAUUUUGAUCUCCAAGAUGCAGUUUCAGCAUCAACAACACAGACUGUGAAGAAGGUCAUCACAACAACACAGAAGAUAAUUGAUGGAAAAGUUGUAUCAGAAAGCAAUGACACACAUGUACUUAAAUCCUAACUGUCCCCUCCACCACCUGGAAGCAUUAUUUGACAGUCCAGUGCAUUUCAAUAAAGAUUCAAGGUUUUAAGAUC
Bufo gargarizans (Asiatic toad) is the source of this 1436-nucleotide messenger RNA. It is a transcript of the gene KRT18, whose product is annotated as keratin 18. The transcript has 7 exons. The record is from RefSeq and is a predicted model, not a curated record. Gene Ontology annotation, molecular function: structural molecule activity. Lineage: Eukaryota; Metazoa; Chordata; Amphibia; Anura; Bufonidae. Bases 82 to 1362 code for a protein of 426 amino acids. Gene Ontology annotation, biological process: intermediate filament cytoskeleton organization. Gene Ontology annotation, cellular component: keratin filament.